Messenger RNA from Saccoglossus kowalevskii, 1021 nucleotides. RefSeq lists its product as uncharacterized. Gene Ontology annotation, molecular function: calcium ion binding. The record is from RefSeq and is a predicted model, not a curated record. NCBI's taxonomy places the organism in Eukaryota, Metazoa, Hemichordata, Enteropneusta, Harrimaniidae.
CUUACACGACUGUGUCAACUAUAUUGAAGAAAAGUCGAGUAUCUAAUUUUACCUCUUGUUACCAUGGCCACGAAAGUGUUCAUCAUCAGUGCUGUUGUGGUUGCCAUGUCUAUUGCUAUAGUGAAUGCCUGCUCAUCUUCGUCGGGUCGAACCCCUGCAUGGGACGUGGGCGACAACGCUGAAGUGUACCCAACAUACGACCCUGCCACUGAAUCAGUCGGCGUCGGUGUUACUAUCAGGUUCAAGAGAGGCGCCGCUGCCAUGCCCCGUAACGCCGUGCCAGACCCAGAACAGGUGUUCAAUAAAUUAAACAUGGACAAGAACUCUUUCAUUGAAGUUCAAGAAUGGAAACGUCAGAAGGGAAGCAUCUCGAAUUUCGCAGAGAUGUUGGAAGCUAUCGACAUUGACGGGGAUGAACGGAUCUCAUUAGACGAGUUCAAGCUGUUGAAAUUAUACUACAAGACUACACAGGGACAAUAGUUGAUCCGAAAAAGUGGAAGUUGAUCUAUUACAUAUAUUCAAGAGAUUAUCGUGUACUUACCGGCCGUAGCACUGCUUUAGUUUAAUAAAAUCAACACUGCAACCUGUCAUUGCCGUGACAGCGUAUCAUCUCGAGUUGCAUGGUUUCAUACUAUUUCGUAAAACUUUACUUUGUGAAUGAACACAUGUAUUUAUAUUCAGAAUUAGUGUUGAAGUGGGUUUACAAUUAUAGUAAUUAUAAACUUCUAAAUCGACAUGCAAUAACCGAGUUAUACCAAGAACAUCUGGCUGGAUAGCUGUGUAAAAUAAUAAAUACAUCAUGCAUUGUCAUUUGCACGCAUUGUUGUUUGCGCAUGAAUAAUUCAACAUCUAUCGCUCCACGUUGAAUACAUUAUAAUUGGAAUAAGGUAAUUUGCAUUGAUCAUCCAAACGAGUCUAUUGACAAUUUUCAUAUGAAUGUACAGUUUAAACCAUGGUCACAGGACCACGAGUGUCGCAAUUUGUAUCAGACGAGAAAAUAAAAUUAUUUUGUUGAAAUUGU